This is a messenger RNA of Amoebophrya sp. A25, 786 nucleotides long. The record is from the annotation of a GenBank genome assembly. Lineage: Eukaryota; Dinophyceae; Syndiniales; Amoebophryaceae.
CCAGCAUGGACCCGACGGAAGAACGCCGGACCAUGGCGAACGUGUACUCGUUCACAGGCUUGUGACGCGGCACAGACGAGCGCCUACCGCAUUGUCAGCUCGUUCGGCUGGCUAGCCCAGUUGCAGAUGGAGUGUGAUCCAGCAGCAGAAAGGAAGAUGGCGGGGUUCGGUCAGGCCUACUUUUUCUUAAGGUCCUAGGUAGUAGAUUCUUAUUUACACUCGUAUUCGGGGAAAACAUUUUUCUCGGUCAAUAUAUACAGAAAAGCGAAAAGCAUAAAUUCUCAUGCUCCUGAGUCCGGGCUCUAAUUAUUGGCUUCAUGUUCGGUGGUCUAGUUUUUCCGAGUCUAGCGGAUGUAUUUGGACGGAAACCUGUAAAUCUAGCAACCAAUGGAGGCUGCAUCCUGUGUUUGUUGCUUAUAUUUCUCGUGAGUAAUGCGCGCAUUCCGCAAACCGACUACAAUGCAAGUUUACAGAAACAGGGCCUGAGUAGUUCGUCCGGCUCAAUGGCACAGAACCAAGGUGGAACAAAUUACGACGGUUUGCUUCUUUCGUCAGAGCGCCCACUGCGAUGGCAUUCGUCUGUGGGCGACGUCGAGCAGUGGUCUGACAACGACAAAAACCUCCUUUUCCCGUUUCUAGAGCUGUCGCAAGGUGUUGCCUAUACGACGAUUAUUUUGGCUCUGUUCUGCUACGGAUUCCUUAUUCCUGGGCACUAUCUUGUUGCGUUUGUGCACGCUUCGGAGCUUUGUGACUCGAAGCUCCGCGGGAAAGCGUCGUCGAUGAUUU